AUGUCUUCGCUAGUGGACGAUGUUUGUGAUCUUUUGGACAGUUACAAUGGGAGAGACAAGGUGGUCCGUCUAGCUUGUUAUGCAUGCAAACUAUAUGGAUGUGUACAAGAUGAGAAGCCCUGGCAGUCUGCUGGCUCUCGGCUGUCCAAUGCCAGGAUGAUGCUGCGACUCUUCGAUGAUAUCCCCAUGAUCAGACACACAUACAACUAUGGUUUAGGAAAACAUGAAACUACAAGAGCAGCAGCAAUACUAGGAGUUGUAGCAAACAUGGUGGACCAGGCAUUCUUACCUGUGGAGAAGGCAUGCUGGCUCUAUGAUGUGGGCAUCCUUAAGCUGUCAGAUGACACUGCUUAUAAACUAGAGACUGUCAGCACUAUGCUGUGGGCUGCUAGUCUGCUUAUAUCACUUGUACAAACAUCAAGCUCAAUAAGAAAACUAUGGUGGAGUCGGGAUUGUUUACAAAAAGCGUCAGAAAACGGCGGAGCUGAUGCCAAGAAACACUUAGAUGUCAGACUUAUGUUGGAGAGCAUAGUAGCAGGGAAACUAUGUCUGGACAUCACCCAUGCUAUCAGCUGCUUACCCGAAGGCUGGCUUUGGGGAGAAAAGAUUGGAUCGACGAAAGUAGCGACCAUAGCAACUACAUCGUCCGUCAUAGGUAUUGCCAUGUACUUCGCGAAGAAACGACUAUUAAAAUAA
Messenger RNA from Spodoptera littoralis (African cotton leafworm), 696 nucleotides. NCBI's taxonomy places the organism in Eukaryota, Metazoa, Arthropoda, Insecta, Lepidoptera, Noctuidae. The record is from the annotation of a GenBank genome assembly.